CUUGGGUGGACUAAACAUUCGAAUGAUAGAUGUUGACGCGUUCGAAGGGCUGACAGAGCUGACCCACAUUGAUCUGAACAGCAACGAGCUCAAGGAAAUUCCCGAUAGUCUCUUCUACUCCAGUUAUCUAAAAAACAUAAAUUUAGGGUAUAAUCGCCUCCUGGCGGUGCCACCGAAUUUUAUAGAUAGCGUGAGUGAUAAUACUGUAUUUAUCAAAUUGGACCUGGAGAAGAACUUCUUGCAAAAUUUGCCGUAUCUGAGCAAUGCGAAUCGUGUGGUCGAUCUGACACUUUCGGGAAACCCUGUGCAGACGUUGCAGUACAACGACUUGUCUGGAUACACGUCACUGCAGGAGCUCAAAAUCGAGCGAAUGGGUCUGAAGCGGAUAU
Molecule: messenger RNA, 389 nt
Organism: Sphaeroforma arctica JP610
Lineage: Eukaryota; Ichthyosporea; Ichthyophonida
Exons: 2
Cellular component (GO): extracellular matrix
Molecular function (GO): protein binding
Source: RefSeq, a predicted model, not a curated record